AUGGCCUUCUUUGUCUUUUCCCGUCAAGCCGGUUUACAAAGCGCAUUCGCCGGUAGAGGUGUGAGUUCGCAGUUUGUGAAUUUUCUUAGCUGUACUUUGGUCAGAAACUUAAGCCAAAAAAUGGGUUUGCCCAGGGUAUAUUUCGACAUGACUGCUGAAAACGAGCCCGUUGGAAGAAUCAUUAUCGAGCUAAGAAACGACGUGGUUCCCAAAACAGCCGAAAACUUCCGGGCCUUGUGCACCGGCGAAAAAGGCUUUGGCUACAAAGGAUCCACCUUCCACCGUGUCAUUCCCAACUUCAUGUGCCAAGGAGGCGACUUCACCAACCACAACGGUACCGGAGGAAAAUCAAUCUAUGGAAACAAAUUCGCAGAUGAAAACUUCACACUAAAGCACACCGGACCUGGUGUAAUGUCGAUGGCCAAUGCUGGUCCAGACACCAACGGAUCCCAAUUCUUCAUCACCACCGUCAAGACUUCCUGGCUGGACAACAGGCACGUCGUAUUCGGAAGCGUAGUCGAAGGAAUGGACGUCGUCAAGAAAAUCGAGGCUUUGGGCUCUCAAUCUGGAAAAACAUCCAAGAAAAUUGUCGUAGCUGACUGUGGUCAAUUGUAA
Molecule: messenger RNA, 615 nt
Organism: Diabrotica balteata
Lineage: Eukaryota; Metazoa; Arthropoda; Insecta; Coleoptera; Chrysomelidae
Source: the annotation of a GenBank genome assembly